AUGGCCCGUUCACGUUCUUUGCUGAACGAGGAACAGCAAACUGUUCAUCGCCUGUGCAAUGCUGCUUCAAAGGCCUGUUCACACUCUUCGCAGAAAGAGGAACAGUUGAUCCCUUUGCACGGACACUCCUUUACCCACAAGUUCUAUCCUACAACAUCUGGAACAACAAAACGUGGAGGAGAAGGAAGACAGUGGCUUCAGUUUAGGAAAGACCUGUCUGAGAACUGUAGGCGAGCCACUCAGCUUCGAUUCCCUACUUUAAGCAUAGGUUUUGCUGAUACAAUAUACAACCUAGUGCUGACUGAGAUUGAAAACAAGACUUUAGCUUUAUGCAGUGAUGUAAUGACCACUUAUGGGCUUCCCCCGGCUGCAAGGCCUACUUCAAAUGAUUUCCCUUCUGAGAUUGUUUGGGAAACAUCUUAUGACAUUACAGAACUAUAUGCAUAUGUACAGAUCAAUGAGGCACUCCUGCUACCUGACCAGAAGCAUGCCUACGACGCUAUCGUUCAGCAAGUCCAGGGUCGUAAAGGUGGCAUUUUCUUUCUUAACACUCCUGGCAGGACGGGCAAAGCAUUCGUAACUAGACUCAUUCUUGCAAAAGUAGGGCUACAAAAGUGCAUCGCAAUGGCUGUGGAAACUUCGGACAUAGCUGCUAUUCUUCUCCCUGGUGGUAGGACUGCACACUCCACGUUUAAGCUUCCCCUUAACCUCACAAGUUCACCAACGCCUGUUUGCAACAUUUCAAAGAUGUUGGACAAUGGGCAAUUGCUCACACAAUGCCGUCUGAUUAAUCCAACACGAGCGCACCCAUUGUCAGAACAUUUUGUGUGGGACAUUCUCCUUCUUGGCAAUGGUGAAGUUCCAGAAGACAGAAAUGAAGAUGUUGACAUAAGUAGCAUUUGCACAAGAGCCAGUACUAUCCAGAGACUUCAGGACCAGGUCUUCCCAGGCCUAGAAGUCCACAACAGAGAUCUAGACUGGCUUUGCCUAAGAGCCAUUUUGGCUCCUAAAAACGUUGCAGUCAGUGCAAUCAACAACAGCCACUUACUGUGUUUGCCUGGGGACGUGACAGUCUAUAAUUCAGUAGACACCAUUCCCAACCAGGAUGAGCUAGUUGAUUAUCCCACUGAAUUUUUGAAUUCCUUGGAGCCUUCAGGUGUAGCUCCAUAUAUUCUUACUCUUAAAGUAGGUAGCCCUGUUAUGCUAAUAAGGAAUUUAAAUCCACCGACGUUGUGUAACGGUACAUGCCUUGUUAUCACAAAAUUACUUUCCAAUGUCAUUGAAGCAACGAUUAUGACCGUCAGUGGUAACGGUCAAGACAUCUUCAUACCGCGAAUUCCCCUUGUGCCUUUGGCUGCUGACUUACUGUUCACAUUCCACAGAGUGCAGUUUCUGAUUAGACUCAGUUACACCAUGUCCAUUAAUAAGUCCCAGGGGCAGUCGCUGUCGGUUGUUGGACCUUACUUAGCCGAACCAUGCUUUUCACACAGUCAACUGUAUGUUGGCUGCUCAAGAGUGGAUUGUAGGAACAGUUCACAUGCCUUCAUCCCCAGUGGGAAAACUAAAAAUGUUGUUUAUAAGGAAGUUUUGUAG
This is a messenger RNA of Octopus sinensis (East Asian common octopus), 1593 nucleotides long. RefSeq lists its product as uncharacterized. The record is from RefSeq and is a predicted model, not a curated record. Gene Ontology annotation, molecular function: DNA helicase activity. Lineage: Eukaryota; Metazoa; Mollusca; Cephalopoda; Octopoda; Octopodidae. The coding region runs from base 1 to 1593 and encodes 530 amino acids. Gene Ontology annotation, biological process: telomere maintenance; DNA repair. The transcript has 4 exons.